This is a messenger RNA of Cladophialophora immunda, 3109 nucleotides long. Its product is annotated as hsp98-like protein. Gene Ontology annotation, molecular function: ATP hydrolysis activity; ATP binding. The record is from RefSeq and is a predicted model, not a curated record. Gene Ontology annotation, cellular component: cytosol; cytoplasm. Gene Ontology annotation, biological process: cellular response to heat. The coding region runs from base 131 to 2923 and encodes 930 amino acids. NCBI's taxonomy places the organism in Eukaryota, Fungi, Ascomycota, Eurotiomycetes, Chaetothyriales, Herpotrichiellaceae. The transcript has a single exon.
GCACGCUUCCCGAGUACAAGAAUCACUUUAUUAUCAUGCCUUUCACUCCUGCUGUGUCUGUUUGAACUUCUCCCACACUCUCUACACGAAAUCUACACAGAAUCCUAGACUCAUAAAAUAUCACUGAACGAUGGCGGGCGUGCCUCAGUUCACUGAUCGUGCCGCAAAGGCACUCGGCGAUGCUGCAAACCUCGCUGAACAAUAUGCCCAUUCACAAAUUCUGCCAGUCCACCUGGCAGUUUCUCUGUUUGACCCUCCCCCGGACGAGUCGAAAGACCAACAGACGACCGUCAAUGCCUCACAGUCCCACGCUUCAGCUCCUCUCUUCAGACAAGUGAUCGAACGAGCACAUGGCGACAUUCAAUUACUCGACAGAGCUCUCAAGAAAGCCCUUGUGCGGCUCCCGAGUCAAGACCCUCCGCCCGAACACGUCACCAUGUCACCAUCCCUCUCAAAAGUGAUCAGGUCCGCUCAGGAGCUGCAAAAGACUCAAAAAGAUACCUAUGUGGCUAUUGACCACUUGAUCACCGCCCUGGCGCAAGAUGCGAAGAUCCAAGAGGCCCUGCGGGAAGCAAACGUUCCCAACACCAAACUCAUCGAUGCUGCCAUUCAGCAAAUACGUGGCACGAAGCGGGUCGACUCGAAACAGGCCGACUCAGAGGAGGAAAAUGAGAAUCUCAAGAAAUUCACAAUUGACAUGACUCAACUGGCAAGAGAAGGCAAACUCGAUCCCGUGAUUGGACGAGAAGAAGAGAUCCGGCGGGUGAUUCGGAUCUUGUCCAGACGAACCAAGAACAACCCUGUCCUUAUUGGUGAGCCCGGUGUCGGCAAGACCACAGUCAUUGAAGGUCUGGCACAGCGGAUUAUCAACGCCGAUGUUCCUGCCAAUCUGGCCGCGUGCAAGCUUCUCUCGCUGGACGUGGGUUCUCUUGUUGCUGGCAGCAAGUACCGUGGUGAAUUUGAGGAGAGAAUGAAGGGUGUCCUCAAAGAGAUCGAAGCCUCUAACGAGAUGAUCGUUCUCUUUGUGGAUGAGAUCCAUCUCCUCAUGGGCGCUGGUGCCAGUGGUGAAGGCGGAAUGGACGCAGCAAACCUGCUCAAACCCAUGCUUGCCCGUGGACAGCUUCACUGUAUCGGCGCCACCACUCUUGCCGAGUACCGCAAAUACAUCGAAAAAGAUGCUGCCUUCGAACGGAGGUUCCAACAGGUUUUGGUCAAGGAACCCACCGUGGCAGAGACAAUCUCCAUUCUCCGUGGCUUGAAAGAGCGAUACGAAGUCCAUCACGGUGUGACCAUCCUCGACGGAGCCAUUGUUGCAGCCGCCACUCUUGCCGCUCGUUACAUCACAUCCCGGCGUCUACCGGACUCUGCUGUUGAUCUCAUCGAUGAAGCAGCAGCAGACGUUCGCGUCAUCAGAGAAUCGCAGCCCGAAGUGCUCGAUAACCUUGAACGACGACUCCGGCAACUCGAGAUCGAGAUCCACGCCUUGCAACGGGAAACAGAUCCAUCCUCCGUUCAGCGCAUGGAAGAGGCAAAGCUUGAAGCGGCCAAUGUCAAGGAAGAGCUAGAGCCAUUGAAGGAGCACUACGAACGCGAGAAAGCUCGCUCCCGAGAAAUCCAGGAGGCCAAAAUGAAAUUGGAACAGCUGAAGAACAAGCGAGACGAAGCAGAACGUUCCAACGAUCUCCAGACAGCCUCUGACCUGACGUACUACGCCAUCCCCGAUGUGGCUGCCAAGAUCAAGGCGCUCGAGAACGCUAGAGCCCAAGCGGAUGCUGAACAGCACGCCAGACUCGGUGCAAUGGGCGAGGUUUCACCCACCGAUGCUGUUGGCCCCGAACAAAUCAAUGCCAUCGUUGCCAAGAUGACCGGUAUCCCCAUCACGAGGCUACGGGCUUCAGAGAAGGAGAAGAUCCUUCACAUGGAACAGCAUCUGCAGCGCAUCGUUGUUGGCCAGAGGGAGGCUGUCCAAUCUGUCUCAAACGCCAUCAGACUCCAGCGUUCUGGCUUGGGCAACCCCAACCAACCCCCGAGCUUUUUGUUCUGUGGUCCUUCUGGUACUGGUAAGACGCUGCUGACCAAAGCGCUUGCCGAGUUCUUGUUCGACGACCCGAAGGCCAUGAUCAGAUUCGACAUGUCAGAAUACCAAGAACGACACUCACUGUCAAGAAUGAUUGGUGCGCCUCCAGGAUAUGUUGGACACGACGCUGGUGGGCAACUAACCGAGGCAUUACGACGCCGGCCAUUCUCGAUCCUGCUGUUCGAUGAGGUCGAGAAGGCGGCCAAGGAAGUGCUCACCGUGUUGCUCCAACUCAUGGACGACGGCCGGAUCACCGAUGGCCAAGGUCGUGUUGUGGAUGCCAAGAACUGCAUUGUGGUCAUGACGAGCAAUCUUGGUGCCGAGUAUCUGUCUCGCAAUACCGCACCUGAUGGCAAGAUUGACCCAACCACCAAGGAGCUGGUGAUGAACGCUCUCCGGAACUACUUCCUGCCGGAGUUCCUGAACAGAAUCAGCUCGAUCGUCAUCUUCAACCGUCUCACGAGGAGAGAAAUCCGCAAGAUCGUCGACCUGAGAUUGAGCGAGAUCCAAAAGAGACUCGAGAGCAACGACAAGAAGAUCACCAUCAAUGCAAGCGAAGAGGUCAAAGACUACCUGGGUGCUGCUGGAUAUUCACCUGCUUAUGGCGCCCGUCCUCUGCAGAGAUUGAUAGAGAAGGAGAUCCUCAAUCGCCUUGCUGUAUUGAUCUUGAGAGGUGCGAUCAAGGAUGGCGAGACAGCCAAUGUCGUCUUGGAGGACGGACGGGUGGUGGUAUUGCCCAACCACACCGACAGUGAGAUGGAAGAGGACGAAGAUAUGCUCGAUGACGACGACGCGAUGUUGGAGUUGGAAGACGGCACGAAUGGUAACAUGGAUCUUUACGAGUAAAAAUGGUCACGGCUAGCGCACAGCAAGGCUAGGCGUUGAAAGGGGAAUGAAGCUAUGACACAGCAUAAAAGCGGAUGGCGUUUUGGCUGGGAAUGCUUUAUGGAUACUUUCAUGGAACAUGAGUGAUGAUACUCUUAGACCUGUAGUAGAUAUACAUGGUCUUAAUGAAAAAUAUUAUGCCUUCAA